AUGGGUGAUCGAGUAAGAGGCUUCCCGAAGAGGUGUAGAUGUGGAGAGGCUGUUGUAUGCUUGCCCUUUUGGGAGAGAAGGGAGAUUGAAGACUUGAUUGAGAAAGUGGAAAAUAUUGAAGGAACAUCAGCCACUUUGCAAAAGGGUUUCAACGCUUGCGAAAAUGAGCUUGAGAAUUUGGCUUUGGAAACUCGUGUGUGUGAGACUGUGGUUGAAAAAGAAAUUGGAGACUGUAAGAUGCAGCUGCGCAGCUUGAAGAACAUUGUUGUUGUUGCUAUGUUCAUUGUGGUCUUCUUGAAGUUUAUAUUUUGA
Messenger RNA from Brassica napus (rape), 312 nucleotides. RefSeq lists its product as uncharacterized. The transcript has 2 exons. The record is from RefSeq and is a predicted model, not a curated record. NCBI's taxonomy places the organism in Eukaryota, Viridiplantae, Streptophyta, Magnoliopsida, Brassicales, Brassicaceae. The coding region runs from base 1 to 312 and encodes 103 amino acids.